Molecule: messenger RNA, 942 nt
Organism: Cokeromyces recurvatus
Lineage: Eukaryota; Fungi; Mucoromycota; Mucoromycetes; Mucorales; Mucoraceae
Exons: 3
Coding region: 1-942 (313 amino acids)
Biological process (GO): regulation of DNA-templated transcription
Molecular function (GO): zinc ion binding; DNA-binding transcription factor activity, RNA polymerase II-specific
Source: RefSeq, a predicted model, not a curated record
AUGCCGCUUAAUUCACCGCCAAAUUCUUCUCUUACAAAACAAAGAUUAAUAAUGGAACGAUGCUCAACAUUAAAAAAGACUUGUGAACAAUGUAAAAGACGUCGACGUGUAUGUAAUUCACAACGACCCUGUUCGAAUUGUAUUGAAACUCAACAUGACUGUGUUUAUAAUGUCAUUCCUGAUCACUCCAGGAGUGUAUUUUCUACUCAAGCAGCAAGGAGAUUAAGCUCAGGAUCGGCAUGUGAGACAUGUAGAAGAAGAAAGACAAAAUGUGAUGGUGGUAGUCCUUGUACUUUUUGUGCCACAAAUAAUAUAGAAUGUGUUAAUCAUUCGGAGAGAAGACAUCUAUCAAAGUUAAAUACGAAUAAUAAAGCAAACCAUCCUCCUUCUACUGAAACUAUGGAUCGUAUCGAGGAUAGACUAAGGCGUAUUGAAAGACUGAUGACUGCUUUUACUCCAAGUCCAAUGUCAAGUAUUUCUUCAACUACAACUACUACAAAUAAAGAAAGCCAUAAAAUUAGACCUCAUCGUCAUUCAGUACAAGGUAUUAAUAUUUCAAAGGAAAAAAUGACUGAAUUAAACAAUAAAAGAGCAUAUCCUUACUCCUCACCUACUAGAAUUGGUUCACCACCUACUUCUAUGAUAGCUAACUCUAUGCUAAAUUUGUCUAUUUCUAACACUAACUCAUUCAUUUAUAAAGAACAACAACAGUUACCAAGUCCACCAAAUUCUGCCCAUAGUAUAGAUGAAUGGAAAACUACAGCAGGAGGAACGAUACCAAGCUUAAUGGAUCAACUUUCAAAAAGAACUUUUGCUACCUCAGCAAUUGAUUAUACAACUACACAAUAUCCAAUUUAUCCUUUAACUCCACCACCUUCAAUUCAUAGUCAGUCUCGUCAGAUAUCAUCACCUCCUCCUUUAAGACCUCAUAGUCACUCUUGA